Messenger RNA from Chelonus insularis, 1731 nucleotides. RefSeq names its product V-type proton ATPase subunit VhaAC39-1 (gene VhaAC39-1). Gene Ontology annotation, biological process: vacuolar acidification; proton transmembrane transport; vacuolar transport. NCBI's taxonomy places the organism in Eukaryota, Metazoa, Arthropoda, Insecta, Hymenoptera, Braconidae. Gene Ontology annotation, cellular component: proton-transporting V-type ATPase, V0 domain; early endosome; plasma membrane proton-transporting V-type ATPase complex. Gene Ontology annotation, molecular function: proton-transporting ATPase activity, rotational mechanism. The coding region runs from base 117 to 1163 and encodes 348 amino acids. The record is from RefSeq and is a predicted model, not a curated record. The transcript has 5 exons.
UGUCGUUGGUCAUAUGAUCGUUCUGUGAGAGAAGGGCGAGUCCGACAGAUCUGGGAAAGAAUUUUCAAUAGUUCUAAAUUGUUGUAGCUAACUAAAAUAAUCAAAUUACUAGCAAGAUGAAAGGUUGUUUUUUUAAUAUCGAUGGUGGUUAUUUGGAGGGUUUGUGUCGUGGAUUUAAAUGUGGAAUUUUACAACAAAGUGAUUAUCUUAAUUUAGUUCAGUGUGAAACGCUUGAAGAUUUAAAAUUGCAUCUUGCUGGAACUGAUUAUGGGAGUUUCCUCGCUAAUGAGCCUUCGCCUCUUGCCGUCAGUGUUAUCGAUGAUAAACUCAGGGAAAAACUCGUCAUCGAAUUUCAACACAUGAGAAAUCACUCAUUGGAACCACUCUCGCAGUUCCUCGAUUUUAUAACUUACAGUUACAUGAUUGACAAUAUUAUUCUUCUGAUUACUGGAACCUUGCAUCAACGACCAAUCUCUGAACUUAUUCCUAAGUGCCAUCCUUUGGGAAGUUUUGAGCAAAUGGAAGCUAUUCAUGUCGCUUCUACUCCUGCUGAAUUGUAUAAUGCUGUACUUGUUGAUACUCCAUUAGCUCCUUUUUUCGUUGACUGCAUCUCAGAACAAGAUUUAGAUGAGAUGAACAUUGAAAUUAUUCGAAACACGCUCUACAAAGCUUACUUGGAAGCUUUCUACAAGUUCUGUAAAGAUAUUGGCGGUACAACAGCCGAUACAAUGUGUGAAAUUCUUGCAUUUGAAGCUGAUAGGCGUGCAAUCAUCAUUACUAUUAACUCGUUUGGUACCGAGUUAGGCAAGGAUGAUCGUGCUAAACUGUAUCCUCGUUGUGGUCGUCUUAAUCCUGAUGGACUGGCUGCUCUUGCUCGUGCUGAUGAUUAUGAGCAAGUUAAAGCUGUUGCUGAAUACUAUGCGGAGUAUAGUGCUUUAUUUGAAGGAGCUGGAAAUAACCCUGGAGAUAAGACAUUGGAGGAUAAAUUCUUUGAACAUGAAGUGCGUCUCAAUGUACACGCUUUUCUCCAACAAUUUCAUUUUGGAGUUUUCUACAGCUAUCUGAAGCUCAAGGAGCAAGAAUGUCGUAAUAUAGUUUGGAUAGCAGAAUGCGUUGCUCAGAAGCAUCGUGCAAAAAUCGACAAUUAUAUACCAAUUUUUUAAUUAUGCUGCCAUCUAAAUGGUUUAAAUUGUAUUAUAUAUAUUAUUAUAAAAAAUGAAAAUCCAGGAAAGAAAUUAUCAAAGUUCAUCCAGCAUAAUUUCGCACAAAGAGGAAAGACAUCAAGUAAGACCUAACAUAUUGCUUAAUUAUUCUAAAGAUGGUAUCUUAAGAUGUUGACAAAUAUAUACCUGUAAUUUUAUUAACAAAGUUAUCAAAUAGUUUAAGAAAUAAGAACUCAGAAAAGUAACUCGGGCUUUGAUUUUUUUCCUGGGAUUCUUUAUAAAUGUCCUCGUGUUAUAAAUUAUGCACCGUUGAAUUUGUUUCUUGUCCGUCAGAUGACAAGUAUCUCGAUUAAAAAACAAAAGUUUGUUGUAUAGAGUAUUAAUAUUCAUGAUAAAUUAAUUACUAAAAAAUAUUAUUAGAUUAUUGUUAAUUUUAUCAUUGAAUAUAUGUUAUAAUAAUAUAAUGCAUUCCAUUUUAAAAACAUCGUGAACCCGAAAACGAAAUAUAUAUAUAUCAUAAAUAUUGUAAAAAAUAUAUAUAUGAAUAGAUGAUAUUUAGUUUAAAAGA